This is a messenger RNA of Cornus florida, 1641 nucleotides long. Its product is annotated as phosphatidylserine decarboxylase proenzyme 1, mitochondrial. Lineage: Eukaryota; Viridiplantae; Streptophyta; Magnoliopsida; Cornales; Cornaceae. Bases 91 to 1422 code for a protein of 443 amino acids. The record is from RefSeq and is a predicted model, not a curated record. The transcript is spliced from 12 exons. Gene Ontology annotation, cellular component: mitochondrion. Gene Ontology annotation, biological process: phosphatidylethanolamine biosynthetic process. Gene Ontology annotation, molecular function: phosphatidylserine decarboxylase activity.
ACCUACGGCGAUGGUUGGGUUCGAACAAAAACACAGCCACAAGACAAAACCCUCCCCUCUCUCUCCCUGAACUACUUGCAGCCAAAAAGAAUGAAAUUUAGGGUUUAUCAGAGAUUCUCCCUCUUCGCGCUCAACACACGUCUCAAUCAUCUAUAUCGACAGCGUCGCUGCUUCACUUCAUUUUUCCGGAAGGCACAAAUCACUCAAGCUCCUAGAGCUUCCAUCAAUGGCGGAAGUGGUGGCAGUUCUCAAGGUAAUCCUUUUCUUUUGCCUGGUGCAACUGUGGCAACUAUACUGAUGCUUGGCACUCUUCAUGCUCGUCGUCUCUAUGUUGACAAAAAGAUCGAAGAGGCAAGGGAGAAAGGAAUUGAAUUUGAGUUCCAACCUGAUGUAAAAGCUACCUUUCUAAGGUUUCUACCUCUGCGCUCCAUUUCAAGAUUUUGGGGUUCCUUGACCAGCGUGGAAUUUCCAAUCUGGAUGCGUCCACACGUUUAUAGAGCAUGGGCUCGGGCAUUCCAUUCAAACUUAGAAGAAGCAGCCUUGCCUUUGGAGGAAUAUGCAUCUUUAAGGGAGUUCUUUGUUCGCACCCUGAAAGAAGGUUCCAGGCCUAUUGACUCUGACCCACGUUGUCUGGUCAGUCCUGUGGAUGGUACUAUUCUAAGAUUUGGAGAAUUAAAAGAAGCAGGGGGUAUGAUUGAGCAAGUUAAAGGGUUUGCCUAUUCUGUUCAUUCUCUUCUUGGUGCAAGCUCAUUCCGUCCUAAAUUAGCUAUAGAGGAUUAUCAAGAAGAGGGUAGUGGACAAGAAAGCACUCUUAGAGAUGGGAGAAAGAGGUCAUGGUGGAGAAUCUCACUGGCUUCUCCCAAAAUCAGGGAUCCUGUACCAACAUGCCCAAUGAAAGGCAUUUUUUACUGUGUACUUUACUUGAAGCCUGGAGACUAUCACCGUAUACAUUCUCCUUCUGACUGGAAUGUUCUUGUUCGUCGACAUUUUCCAGGUCGCCUUUUCCCUGUCAACGAGCGCGCUGUAAGAACAAUCAGAAACCUCUAUGUUGAGAAUGAAAGAGUUGUGCUGGAAGGUCAGUGGCAAGAAGGGUUUAUGGCAAUGGCAGCAAUUGGUGCAACAAAUAUUGGGUCUAUUGAGCUUUUCAAUGAACCAGCACUCCGGACAAAUCGGCCAAGAAAGAAGUUACUGCACUCGGAGCCCCCAGAAGAACGGGUGUAUGAACCUGAAGGUGUCGGUGUGAUGCUCAAGAAAGGGGAUGAGGUAGCUGCUUUCAACAUGGGAUCGACAGUGGUGCUCGUCUUCCAAGCUCCCAUAUCAAAAUCACCAGAAGACAAAGCUUUGUCAUCAGAAUUCAAAUUCUGUAUCAAACGUGGGGAUAGAAUCCGCAUGGGAGAAGCACUAGGGAGAUGGCAUGAUUAGCAGCAACCAGCAUCACAUUUUUUGUGCUCGUACAAGAUUUCUGUUGAAUCAAUUGUCUACACAAUUAGCUGAGACUUGGAUUUCUAUGAUUUUGUUCUGUAUUUUAAUGGGUGGAAGGUGUUACAGAAAAAUUCAGUUGAUUCUAAGUGUUUAUUGCUCAAAUUUAUUGUAGCUUCUUAUCAGGAUUUUAUGGUAAUGAUUGACAAGGAUUUGUUUAAA